AGGAGGACGACAACAUCCCCGUGGAGAACCUGCUGCUGUUUGAGAUUGCCUGGGAAGUGACAAAUAAAGAUGGGGCCUUUACUAUGACUUGGAAUCACUGGAGUGACAGCUUUCAUCAAGCAGAAAGCCCAGAAAGCAAUUUUCACACACUGUAUCCUUCAUAACAAAGUGCUUUUGGCUAAAUGGAUAGAGGAUAAGCUUAAAUUAUUUUUUAUUUUAGUUAUUUAUUAAUUAUUGCUGAUUUGCUGUAGUGUUGACAAUGGGUUUAAUAAGACAUAUUGAAAGAGAGAGAGAGAGAGAGAGAGAGAGAGAGAGAGAGAGAUAGAGUGUGUGAUUUAAAAGUAACAUAAUCAAAAGGAAGGAAACUCGUAGACAGAGGCCAGUGGAUGCCAUUGAAAAUGGGUUUAGUGUAUGGCACAUGUUUCGUCACAUAUUUGUGUGACGCCCCCCAGUGGUAGCGCUAUAUCCACACGUAUCAGUAUUUAGACUUAGAGAAAGCUUCUGUGAGUGAGACAGUAGACAUUUGUGCAAUGCUCUGUUUAGAUUAUUUCAUUAUUCUGUAAUGCUGUGCAUUGUUUUUAACUGUUUACCUACUGUCUACAGUUAACUGUUGUCCCACACUCAAAAGUAAGAGGAUUCACCAGUACUGUAUGUGCACAGGUGUUUUUUUGUCAUAUGUGUCAUUCAUGAGUAUGUGUGUGUGUGUGAGAGUGUGUGCCAUUGUGCACAUGUGUGCAUACGUGUGUGUGUGUUUUUGCCCCUUGUCCAGUUGGAGGAAUCUACACAGUCAUUCAAACUAAGGCAAAGAUCACGGGGGAUGAGUGGGGUGAUAAUUUCUUCAUGAUGGGGCCCUAUUACGAGCACAACUUCAAGACGCAGGUGGAUCCAUGUGACCCUCCGACGCCGGCCAUCAGGAAGGCCAUGGACGCUCUGACCAACAGUGGCUGUCCGGUGUACUGUGGGCGCUGGCUGAUUGAGGGCAGUCCCUUCGUCAUCCUCUUUGAUAUUGGGGCUGCAGCAUGGAACCUGGACCGCUGGAAAAGAGACUUGUGGGAUACGUGCGGCAUCGGCAUUCCAUACCACGACCGCGAGGCCAGCGACGCGCUCAUCUUCGGCUCGCUGGUGGCGUGGUUUUUCAAAGAGUUAACGGAUGAGAUUGGAGAGGAGCAGAACGUCAUCGCUCAUUUCCAUGAGUGGCAGGCCGGGGUCGGUCUUGUGCUCCUGCGCUCACGCAAGGUCCCCAUAGCAACAGUGUUCACAACACAUGCCACCCUGCUGGGACGCUACCUGUGCGCCGGGAACGUGGACUUCUACAACAACCUGGAUAAAUUCAAUGCUGACAAGGAAGCCGGGGAGAGGCAGAUCUACCACCGCUACUGUCUGGAGCGGGCAUCUGUCCACUGCGCUCACACGUUCACCACUGUAUCGCAGAUCACAGCCGUGGAGGCCAAUCACAUGCUGCACAGGAACCCAGAUGUUGUGACACCCAACGGGUUGAAUGUGAAGAAGUUUUCGGCCAUGCAUGAGUUCCAGAACCUGCACUCCACAAACAAAUCUCGCAUCCAGGAGUUUGUCCGAGGACAUUUCUAUGGACAUCUUGACUUCAACCUGGAGAAAACACUAUAUUUCUUCAUCGCUGGCCGAUAUGAAUUCUCUAACAAAGGGGCGGACAUCUUCCUGGAAUCACUGUCCAGGCUUAACUAUUUACUGAAGAUUCAUAAGAACGAUGUGACAGUGGUAGUCUUCUUCAUCAUGCCUGCCAAGACCAACAACUUCAACGUGGAGACACUAAAGGGACAAGCUGUGCGUAAGCAGCUCUGGGACACUGCUCAGUCAGUGAAAGAGAAGUUUGGCAAGCGUCUGUAUGAGGCAUUGCUGAAGGGAGAGAUCCCUGACAUGAACAAUAUCCUGGAGAGAGACGACUUCUCCAUCAUGAAGAGAGCCAUCUAUGCCACCCAGAGAUACUCUCUUCCUCCAGUGACAACACACAACAUGCUGGAUGAUGCUAAAGACCCCAUUCUAAACAAUGUGCGUCGCAUCAAUCUUUUCAACAGCCGCAACGACCGUGUGAAGAUCGUGUUCCAUCCUGAGUUCCUGUCCUCCACGAGUCCUCUGCUGCCGAUGGACUAUGAGGAGUUUGUGCGGGGGUGCCACCUCGGGGUCUUCCCCUCCUACUAUGAACCUUGGGGCUACACACCAGCGGAGUGCACAGUGAUGGGAAUCCCCAGUGUCACUACCAACCUGUCGGGUUUCGGCUGCUUCAUGGAGGAGCACAUCUCCGACCCAGCAGCUUAUGGCAUCUACAUUGUGGACCGGCGCUUCCGCUCGGCCGACGAGUCAUGUAACCAGCUGACCCAGUUCAUGUUCGGGUUCUGCCAGCAGUCGCGGCGGCAGCGCAUCAUCCAGCGCAACCGCACCGAGCGGCUGUCGGACCUGCUGGACUGGAGGUACCUGGGACGGUUCUACAUGCGAGCCAGAAAGUUAGCCCUCAGCAGAGCGUUCCCUGAUAAAUAUGAGAUGGACACCUUGGCUCCGCUUCAGGCGGAGAGCUUCCGCUACCCACGCCCCCAGUCCGUGCCUCCAUCCCCCUCGGCCUCGGCUCAUUCCACCCCCCACCACUCUGACGUGGAGGACGAGGAUGACGACGAGCCCUACGAUGAAGAUGAGGAAGCCGAGUGGGACCGCCAGAACAUUAAGACGCCCAACGUCAUGCUUGGGACUGGCAAGACGAAACAACCAGAGCAGAACGGCAACUAAAUGCCCCCGUCUUGUCUUCAAAUGCCCCACUUUGCCCCCUUUACUGGUGAAACGGCUUUCCUUUGGCCUUCUAACACCCAAGAAGAGGAAGAUUUAUGUGUCUAACAAAAUGUCAUACAUGAUCUCCCAAUACAGUGGUGUUAUGCAACUUAAUGGAUCGCAAAAAAGUGAGUAAUAUCUAUGGUGUUACCUGACAGAGAGUUUCACCAUCAGUUUUAAUGGCAAUUAAUAUGGAAGCAUAUUAGGACAUUAUUAUUCAUUAUGUGCUAAUAUUGUGCUAAUAUUGAUCCAUAAAAGUAAAGGAUCUGAUCAUAACUGUUUGAGCCAUUUGGACACUGAAGUCCUUUGUGUUUACCCUCUGGGAAUCAAUAGUACUAGAUACUAUUCAAAGUCAAUAUCUAAUCACAUAAUAUGUUGAAGUGACGCAAACAUCUGCCUGUCAGUGCAGGAAAAUACGCUGAUAAUCUGAGGAUAAAAUUGGAAAUAAACACCUGACAUAUUA
This is a messenger RNA of Alosa alosa (allis shad), 3259 nucleotides long. It is a transcript of the gene gys2, whose product is annotated as glycogen synthase 2. NCBI's taxonomy places the organism in Eukaryota, Metazoa, Chordata, Actinopteri, Clupeiformes, Clupeidae. The record is from RefSeq and is a predicted model, not a curated record. Gene Ontology annotation, molecular function: alpha-1,4-glucan glucosyltransferase (UDP-glucose donor) activity. The coding region runs from base 841 to 2757 and encodes 638 amino acids. Gene Ontology annotation, biological process: glycogen biosynthetic process. Gene Ontology annotation, cellular component: cytoplasm. The transcript is spliced from 16 exons.